Carassius auratus (goldfish) is the source of this 5196-nucleotide messenger RNA. It is a transcript of the gene rbm14a, whose product is annotated as RNA binding motif protein 14a. The record is from RefSeq and is a predicted model, not a curated record. Bases 89 to 1570 code for a protein of 493 amino acids. Gene Ontology annotation, molecular function: mRNA binding; zinc ion binding. Lineage: Eukaryota; Metazoa; Chordata; Actinopteri; Cypriniformes; Cyprinidae. Gene Ontology annotation, cellular component: nucleus. The transcript is spliced from 4 exons.
CUCACACGGACUACACCAGAGGAACACCACCAAACAGUCGGGAAACGGAUAUGAAGUCUCUCCGUCGCGUUAGGUAUUCUGGGGUGCAAUGGACGACAACAACGCAGUGAAGCUCUUUGUUGGGAAUCUGGAUUUGGAAACCACACAAGAUGACCUAAUAGCACUUUUUGCCCCUUAUGGAGAAGUGGUGCACAUAACUGUACUGAGGCAGUUUGCCUUUGUCCAUCUGCAGGGAGAAGGGGCUGCUGACCGUGCCAUCCGUGAUCUGAAUGGUCAAGAGUACCACGGCCGGAGCCUUGUAGUUGAGGAAUCCAAAGGGAGGCCUCUCAAUUCCACCAAAGUAUUUGUGGGGAACCUGUGCUCUUCCUGUUCAGUUGAAGACCUAUAUGAUCUCUUCUCAGCUUACGGCAAAGUGCUCGAUUGUGAUAAAGUAAAGACAAAACCCUCCUCAUUAAUAGGCUACACUUUUGUGCACAUGGAGCGCAAAGAGGAUGCAGAACAAGCCAUUGAGGGUCUUCACGGGACCUUGUUCAUGGGGCGUCCACUUGCAGUGGAACUCUCAAAGAUACAGCCGACCACAAACAAGGUCCCAUGUGCCAGCUGCGGUGCCCAUGGUCACUUCGCAGGAGAAUGCCCGAUCAACAGGCCUUCAAUGGAGCACCACCAGAGUCAAGCUGCUGUCUUGGCUGCAGCUGCUGCUGCUGCUGCCGGACUUCCCCUUCAGGUGCAGCAGAGUGUCCACAACUCUUUCUACAACACUGCGAGCAGUGACCCAACGUUUGCAGCUCUGAAAGACUUGACCACUUCCAGGGUUGAUGGCAAACCUGUCAGCGCCGCAGUCUAUGGUGCCCUGGCGAGUCAAGUCUACAGUUCUGUUGCGGACCAGGUGAUGAACACGAUGACGAGCCAAGCUGCAGAUGGCUACCCCACGGAAGGAGAUGCUCCGCCGGGCGCCAACCCUACCGCUGGUAACCCUGCCUAUGGAGCGAAUUCCUCUAUGUACAGUGCCAGUCCAGCUUAUGGGACCAUGGGAGGCACAGAACCUGACCCCCAAGCCAUCUUUGAAGCCGCUAGGGCACGAUUCUUUGAGCAGGGACAACAAGUGCUGGCCGAACAGCAGGCAGUGACCAAAUCUGACCGAGACCGAAGUCCAAUACGGCGUGCGGCCCCAUUACUGCCUGAUCCAGUUCCCCAGCAAUUCUCCCAGGUGCGUCCCAAACGACGGGCCCUACUCCCAACACCUCCUGGUGGUCCAGAACUACCUGCAGUUAAAAAUGGUGACCCAAUUGCAAGGUGCUAUGCCGAGUACUACCAACAGUACCAUCAAUACCAACAGUACCAACAAUACCAGCAAUACCAGCAAUAUCAGCAGUACCAGUACAGCUAUCCACCGCCGCCACCCCCUCAGAUGCCCAUGAUGCCUCCAGGCCCAAUGGAUGCACAACAGAUGGCCGCCCCUGGCACAGCUGCUUCACCAAGAGUGUAUGAGCCAACUCCAACACACAAGGAGUCCCUCCUACGCCGUCCUGAUUACCUUCAGCAACACACAUCUGAGUCCCCAUAUCGAUAGCCCUUACCACCUUACAAGUGUGUGCACGCGUGUUUGGUUGUGAAAAUGUGUGCGUGUGGCAAAUUUGGUCCUACAUAAAAAAAAAAAAAGAAACUAGAGGAAAGGGAUUAAUUGAAUUAUUACUGUUGCAUCAAACCCAGAUAUUGUAAUUUUGCAGUUAUCUUUCCCCAUCAAAAUGUUAAAUAUCUCAUUAUGUGCAGAAUGUAGACGUUUACAUGGCCAUGAAAGUUUUGAUUCUAAGCGACUUUCAAUUGAAUUUUUUUUUUUUUUUUUUUGUAAGUGCUCAGAAUUACAUAAGCCGCCACUUUUAUAGAUAAAAUACUGUUUGACUUUGUCGGGUCCGACAUUCUCUGAAGUCAAAUGACUGUGCCUUGUGAAAAUGAACCUUUUUUGUGUAUAGACUUUUGUAAAACCAAGUACUUCAGGUCAGGUGCAGUUUUAUUAAAUUCAUGGUUCAAAAAAGGAGCAAGCCUCAGUCAAAUAUCCUAAUCCAAAUUGUUGUCAGCAUAUUGUAUUUGGCUUGGACUGAUGUUAAAUUUCACAGUGACUAGGAAGACAUAGCAUAGCACAGUUUAGCUAGACUGUGCAGAGGACCUGUGGGAAGUCUGUGUGUGUGUGUGUGUGUGUGAGAGAGAGAGAGAGAGAGAGUGAGAGUGAGAACACAAUGUUAACUGAUCCAUUUGCGUACACAUUAACACCACAAUCACAUACACAUCAGGCCUUUUUCAUAAACUCCUAUUUGAGUGAGGAAGGGCAGGCAUUUGGGCAUAUUAAGGUGAAUCCAUACCAAACAAAUCCACAAACCUGUACUUAAAUGCUCUUAACCCUUGCCUCACUAGUGCAGAUGGUUAUACCUGCCCAGUUUGACAAUAUUAAAACUGAUAUUAAAAUCAUCUUUUGGAGAAGAUCAAUUAAAUUAAAAUAUUAGAUCCAUUGCAAAAGGGACGAGUUUGUCAGUUGAAAAGCAUAUUUGUUCUAAAUGUUUUCCAUUCGGAUGCCUCCACUGACUCCGAAUGAGUUCGAGGUGUCAUUGCUAAAUAGCAAACAGAACUGGUUUUAUAGUCUGCCAGUAGCGAUUAUGCAUGUUUUUGCAGGAUUUAAAGUGCAAAUGACUGCCAUCUCUGGCUUUGCAUCCCUCUCUUACAUGGACCGAAUACUUGGAAGUAUUGACUUAUAAGUAUGGGUGGAAACCGCUCAAAUGACCUUAAAAGAGAAUGAGGAUUUUACGUUCUUUUUGUUUCUUUUGAAAGUAGCCCCAUGCAAUUACGAUUAUGUUUGUCUGACCAUUUAUUUUGUUCACAUUUACAUUAGUCUCAAUCGUUAGGGUCAUGUGAAUUGAUUUCAGGGGCUUUGGGAUGGAAACACUUAGGAUGGGGAGUGAGAACCCUGUUCAGGCUUGACAUAGCUAGUUAAAGCAAUUGGUUCUAAGAGUUGGGUGGGGGGGUGAAGUGCUUCAUACAAUUGUAUUUUUUUUUUCUUAAGGAGAAAUAUGUUGUCCCAGUUCAUGAGUAUUUUAGGCAAUUCAAUUAAACAUUCAUGUUAUGACAUUAUAAACCAAAAGUGUGUGAAUAAUUCAUCCAGGUUAAAGUCCAUGUAUCUUUUGCUAGAUGUUUCAGUCUUUUAUGAAGGGAAUCUUCCCAAAAUUGCAUAGCAUCUGCAAUGGAUUUUUGAAGGGAUGUAGAUGUUAUGACAGUUAGGGAGCUUCCCUUCAGAUAGCCUUCAAUGCAUUAUGAUUGAAAUUGGAAGGUAUGAUCAAAAGAAUCUUGUUUAAUCAUGUUAUGUAUGUCCUCUUUUCCUAGAAUGCCCCUCAGGCAGUCUUCAGUCUUUCAUUCCAAAGAAAUAUGGUGGGGUACACACACAAAUCACAAAAUUAGCACAUGUAACCCAUAAUUUCACCACUCUACAUCCGACUUCAUCUCUUUACGUAAACCUCACAGGCAAACAUCCUCUGUAGUGUUAAUGUUCUUAAUUUGAUGUGUGAUAGAAUGCAGAUGGAAAGGUUGUGGUGGUGUAGCUUUUUGCAGCACACCAGAGCUCCACACAAAUUAUUCUACACAUUAAAUUAUUUGAUCUAUUUUGUAUUAUUAUAAAUAGUACAUGUUUCUUGUUGUUAUUACUGCUGUUCCAGCCACAUUUUCCCUUUUGCUAACUACAGCUAUAAUGGCUCCCGGGUCUCAGGACACCAAGUUGAGCUUGACGGGGAAGAGAAUUAGCGCCCCGCAAUGCCUUGGACGUGCUCCCCACUAAGGUAAAGCCAUUUGACCCCAACCACGCCUGCACCUCGAUUAUACACUUCCCCGUGAUCAUAGCACAGCUGUUUAGAGAAGCUCACAUCAGUUUAUACUGACAAUACAGUCAACACAAUGGGGAGGGCACUUGUUUUCUGCAGUGUGGUUGGAUUGGUGCCUAUUGAGGGGGAUUUUUUAUUUUUAAAUGGCCUGGAGCAGUAGAAUCACCUCUUUCAGUUUCGCAAAAUGCUCAUGGUUUUUGGUAUUUGGACAGAAGAAACCUACUUACUGCAUUAUUCAUAUUUAUAAUACUGACUCUUUUGGCACCAGAUUCUUAUGAUAUAAGGUUUUAGUGCCUUUGAGGUGUGUUUUCUCGCAGUAUGCUCUCAAGAUGAGCUGGAAAUAAAUUCCAAGUUUCCAAAGGUUUUUUUUGUUUUUUUUUCUUCAAACAAUUUGAGGGAAGAAUGGCUGACAUUUGCCUUGGCUUGUUCUCUGGCAUUUAGUCUUUUUGAAGCACUUCCAGUUGGCGAGACGAGGCGCUUCAACUGUGCUUUGAGUACUUAAGAAGGUUGCAGAGAUGACCAAAAGUAGGGCAAUGGUCUUGUAGGUGAGUAACCAAUGCGUCCAGCUCACAUCCACCUCAACUUUAUGCCUACUGCCACAAUUUCAGCCUCACAAGAUCAUUGAUCCCAAUGCAACACUGAUUUCAGUUUGCACACUUAAGAAAAGGGUCCAUCUGUUUUCUUGCCAAAUUUAGACUUUUGACUAUUGUAAGGAUUAUGUUUUCCUCCAUUCUCUCAGGGUAAGAAUUGAGCAUGAUUCAAUAUGUUCACAAGUGAAUGUAACUAAUCUUUUUCAGUUUAACCUAGGGACAGUCUGCUAUAAAUGUCCUAAAAAACAUUUAGUGAGUGUUUGUUAAAGGCAUGCCUAUUCAGUCACUCCAAACAUAAGUUAAAACAUGUUACUGUCUAUGAUGACCAUUUUUAGAAAUCAGUUUAUUCAUUCCCCUAAUUUUCAACAAGGCUUUAACCUCAAAUCUCUUUAAAAUGUAGAACGGCGCACUCCUUACAAUUCUGUGUGUUGAUUUUCUGUCUUACAAUCUUCCAGUGAGAUAAAGCUUCACCUCUAAUUUAGAGGUGCUUUUUAAAAAGUUAGACGGAAGCAUUACUUGUGCAUAAACUCUGAUUGUAGGUCAACAAGAACUGAAAUACUCAAUGAUUCAGGGAUGUUCGAGUAUCAUUGAUCUUUUUCUCUAGGUCUGAAUGGGCAACAUUCAUUGUGGUUUAUGUGAUUUGUCAAAGUCAGAGGGAUCUAAAGUUUUUUUUAAUUUGCAAACUGGCUUUAGUGCCAUGAUAUUUGUAUUCUCUUGUGAAGUUCAAUAAACGAUGCUUAAAUCAA